AAGUGUCCGGUUUCAGUCUGGCACCACGAGCGCUCGUCCGUAUUUAUUGCAUUAGUAUUUAUUUAUGUAUCGUGCAGGUUCUGGUUCUGGCGGCGCCGCGGGUCGCGGGCGGCGGGGGGAACACUUACUACGUGAUUAAUCCGCGCCCCCGCCCGGCCCGCGGCCCUUGCCGCGGCCAGGCGUACUCGCGCCGGGUUUCCUCGUCCCCGCGUCUCAUGGCCACUCACUACGCACGGGGCUCCGCCGUAGUGCCGCCUGCCGACGCCAGUCGCGUCGCGACCUGCGCCGACAACGGACGCCCCGCGUAAACAUCCCAACUGUAUGAUAUCAUUCAUGCUAAUCUCCGCUCGUUGAUUUUCCUGCCCAGUGACCGCAGUGAAUCCCGCGUCGCCGCGAGUGCCGAAUGUUAGUAACGUCAUCGGUGUAUUUUUCCGUCGGGAACGAAACCUGUUUGGAGUGACCGGCGCCUGCCUCGGAUGAGACCGGCGACUAGUGAACGUUGCUGUGACCCGUGGCCUGCGAUGCUGCGCCCGUGACCGUCUUGCGACAGUGCCACGAAACCGCGUCCGAUGAUCUCGGCGAGGCUCCCCGGCGAGGCGCUGGCCCAGCUGGGGCAGCUCGGGCCGCUGGGGCUGUACCCGCCGCCGCCGCCGGCCGGCAUGACGCCCGAGUUCCUCGCGCCGCCGCCCCGGCCCUACGCGCGCUACGCGCAGCGCCGCCCGCGCGACAUGCCUGCGCCCCCAACCCCCCAGUCUCCCUCGUUCCCUAGCUAUCCAACCUUCCUCCCUCAUCCAUCGUACGCGUACAAUCUGUACCGGGCGGGCCCUCGGGCGCCGCAGUCGCCGGCCAACUAUCCCCUGCACCGGCCCACGUCGGGCUUCGUGCCGCCGGCUCCGGCGUCCCAUUCACCACCAGUGUCUGCGCCGGCGCCUUUACCUCCUGUCCACAGAGACGAACCGCCAAUUUCACCGGAGCGCGGCGCGCCUGCGGCAUAUUUCUGCCGUGGUGCCCUCAUUCGACUCGAGGAUGGUUCGCUUCGGCGCGUCGAAGAGAUGAGGACAGAAGACUUUGUGAUGAGCGCUGAGCACAGUGGUGACCUGGCGCUGACUCAAUGCACGCUGCUACGGCUUGACGAGCGGGGCGACCGGCUCGCGCUCACGCUGACGUACGAUAGGAACCGGGCACAGGUGGAGCUGGACUCGACCGUAGACCACCCGUUCUUCGUGUAUGGGCGUGGCUGGGCGUCCUGCAAGCCGGAGCGCACGCUGGCGCGGUACGGGUUGCACGUCCAACGACUGCAAGUAGGCGACGUUUGCGUGUCUCUAGUUGCCAGGAAGCACGCUUCCGCGUCCCUCCCCGCGCACCCCUCCUCUGCGCCUCCCCAGACGCAUCCGGAGAACCUCAGCGUUAAGGAAGACGCUCGCAAGCGGCGGUGGUCCGCAUCAGACGUGCUCGAGGACGACCGCCCCCUUCCAAAGAAACGCUGAAGCGUCGUGAUCGCUCUAAAACUAUCGUUUAGUUCGUUUCUUCCCGUAGUUGACGCGGAUUGUGAGCUGGAUUAGUGAUCGAACGCUUCAUCUUCCUGCUAUCUAACGAAAUCAGCUUCGCAAUAUUCUCACGUGAUAGUGACAAUAACCCAGUGAGUGAGUCGCGUGCCCGUGCGGCCGCGACCGUCCGCUGUACUAUCGGGAACUCUAGGUGCUUUUUACUGUCGGGUGCUUCUGUCGCGUAUGUGUACGACAAUGUAAAUAUGUAUGUAAUUAUGAUAUUUAGGUCAAAGUUCAAUGUUACACUCCAUGACUAACUAAAUGUAUCACAAAUAUGUGAACGAACGUUUGCGCGAUGCGUAGGAGAGCAUAAAAAAUAUUUUUGCACAUAUAUAGAUACCGACACAAAUCAAAUCAUUAAUCAAACUUUAUUUAGUUUAAAAUUAUAUUGGAGUGAGAACCGAAAAACUUAAUGAGCACAAAAAUAACAAUGUGUAUGUUUCUACCAGAUCUUAUAGUAGGUUAGAUUUUGUGAUAAACAAUGAGAUUUUAAAUCGCCAGUCUGUCGAGACGGCAUUGCAUAUUAUGUUAAACAAAGGUACAAUGAAUGUUUGGUAGGGUAGCUAUGGGCUUCUAAAUGAGGAUGGAUUUCCUUGUCUCUUCACUGUGAGUGAAGCUGCUUUUCCACCAGAUAGGUGGCCAAUGCUAAAGGAUAAACGAGAUCACAACUAAACUACAAAAAUAUGUGACUCAAUGACGGUAUUGACCAGAGCUAACUAGCAUAAUUGAGCGAGUAAAUGCGAUUAACUCGCUUCUAGAGCUUUCAUCGGUAGCUCGCAAUCCUUCAAUAAAAAAACAUUACCUACUUCGAUGAUUAAGUGGAUCAUACACAUCAUUAGCAACACAGCUGGUCUGUAAGCACCUGUGGUAGAAAAGCAAUCUUACUCAGUUGGACGUAGCCCACUCCCAUGGUUGUGACAGACAUAUCCCGGCUCGCGAAACAAACAACCAUACAAACCCUGCUACAACUUCCCCUAUUGGCUGUAGUAAGGACCGAACUUGGAGGUGGCGGCAAAUUUAUCUGACAAAUAAUUUGAUCGUGUUAUACAUUAUAAUAUCUAUUCUAAAAAUAAAAUAUAUAUGUACCUAUAUUAUGACGUUGUUAGAUGUCAUCUCUAUUGUUUUUAGACGUCCAUGUGUAAUACACAGAACUUUUCUAUGAGAAGAUUGUUGUAUACAUAAUAAACACACAGUCUGUGAUAUUUUGUAGUUAUUGGUCAGAGUAGAUAUGAAGUAUUGCUUGAAUAAAGGAAAUAUAUGUUUUAGAGUACUAAGUGCGUAAUUGGUAAGGAGCUAUAUAGAUGUCGUAUACUCAAAAAAUUCGCUGAAGGAAACAAACGAAAUACAUAAACAAGUAGAGUCUGUGAUUUUAUACAUAUGUAUAUCGUUAUACCAAAUAACGACAAAUGCAAAGGCCAUAUCAAAAUCCAAUUAAUUUUAAAUAUUAUUAAGUGAAUAUUUACCGUUCUUCAUUUGGUUUAUUUUUAUUUGCAUAAUAUAAAUCGUAGUUUCACAUGGAUUUCCAACUGAAUACCUAAUACGUAGGUAUAAUUUUGAGUGUAAUGAUAUGCGUACAAGGAUGUUUGCCAUGCUGGGCGGGCCUGGCCCGCGGGACACGGGGUAGUUCUUUCAUUGUACCGUAAAUCUUACGUGCUUGUUAAUUGUAUGUUAAUUAUUAGUGGCCGGCCCGGCACCGCGCCCGCACACGGACACGGCUGAGGCAGUGGCCGGCGGAGCGUAGAUAAAAAGCUAAUAAUUUGUUGUAUAAUGUAUGUAAUACUAGUUUUAUCAUGUUUAUUAUUAUAUUUUGUAAUUGUAAUGAAAGAUCUCAUUUUAUUAAUCGGUAUUUUCUAACAAGGCGCUUCAUUAGAUCAUGACUAAGCCUACCUCACAAACUUGAGACCGGGCGGCGCGCGCCGCGGCCGGUCGCCAACAAGUCGACAACAAGAUCUCAAUUUGAUGAAAAUAAACUUAUAAAAAGACUGGGACGCUUUACUGAAUGUUGUGGGAUAGUAGUUUCUUUGAAGAUAUUACUUAAAUUAUGAUAUAGGAAGGAGCAUUUAUUUAGUGAACGGGCGCUACCGGCGCGACGCGCUGCGCUCCUCUUCCAAGCAAGUCGCUCGACUCGAUUAGUACAAAAAUUCUUACAAAAGUAUUAUUUCCCAAAAUUGUCAAUUCAGAAAGUAUUAACUUAAUUUCAAUGAAGGGUGCUAUACAAACUGUUUUCGUUGACGAUGACGAGUCAAGCACGAUAAAUUCAUACGACAUUAAUGUCCCGAUAUUUGAAACAUGUUGAGUAUAAAUUGGCAGAAUCAAAGUUCUUCCAAUCUAUUUAAAUGUAUCAGUUUAUAUUGCAAACCAGCUUCAGAGUUUUGUUCCCUUGAACUACUAGCGUAUGUUCUAUGUAUUAUAACAAUUGCAAGCCAAUGUAAAUUAAAUAUACAGAAUCGAUUUUAACUAUUGUAUUUACAUCCAAUAAUUACUUCAUAUGGAGUAGUUUUCGCAACAUUUAUAAAACCAUUGCUGUCAAGAAAGUUAUAUUUUUCCAUCAACUUACAUUAUGAUCAGACAAUAUCUAUCCAAAUACUAUAUUUAUAAGUGAGAAACAAUAUUAUACAUGAGGUAAUCAUACUUGAGCAAAAUGACUUGAUUUCUUUGCACCGAGUUCCCAAAUUUAGAAGAAAAUCAUGAUUGGCCAGAGUUAGGGCACGUUUACACUGGGCCAAAUCUGUUAUCAAAUGCGGAUGAUAGUGUAAAUGAGCCCUAAGCUGGAUUUCAAGCAGGUCUAAGUUAUUUCUGCUCUGCCGAUCGACUCAUCUUUGUAAACACGAACAAAGUUUCUGCCUUUCGCGUUGAAAAACAUUAGAUAUACCUUGCUAUUUUCGGCGUAAUAUAAAUCAUAAUGAUUAAACAGAAACUUUGGUCCUGUAUCUUUGACUGCGUUAUAAUGUCACGGGUGUUGUAAAUGUGGCAAGGCCAGGAAAUUAUAUAUUAUAUUCAUCGUUAAGUUUAUUUCCGUUUUAUUUCUUUAACAUUUGCUUGUCGACAAUAAGAUACAUAUAUACCUAAUUAUACUUUCUAAUUCCAACGUAGAGAAAUGAUCACUAUUCUUGUGAUCGUGUGAUCUUUGUAUGAAUGUACAAACGUAGAGACCGACUUUCGGCAAUACAUUGAGAUAGAAAUAAAACGUAGAAAUACUUGCAAUUGUCUCUUUCCAUCUUGGCGCUGUAGCAAGUCAUUGAUCCACGUGUGGGACAGAGAUAGACAUUAUUUUGUAAGUACACGAAUGACUCGACCUGCGUUGCAUGGUGACAAUAGAAUAUCAUGUGUAGAGUGCCGUGUUUCGUCGUUGCCAACAUAGUUAACGGGCAUUAUUCCAUACGCUUUGACCUUAUCAUAUCGGUAUUGAGUCAAGCUUUAACUUUUAAUCACAAAAUAAAUAUUCGAGUCGGGAAGAUGGGUAAUAAGUACCAUGAAGGUCAAAUUUCUUAUCAAAAUAUGAUGAUUCAUUUAUGCCGCUGCAGACUUUUGAUACAGCGUGAAUUUUUGAUACGACUACAUAAUCAAACGGUACUUUAGUUAGUUCAGGCUUUAAUUAACACACUUCCAUAUGUUUUAUAAAAAAUGGAAGAAAUAAAUAAAUCAGCAAGCAAUGUAUCAUUAUUGCGUCAUUAUGACGCGACGUCACAAUUAAGAGAUCACCGUGUACGAAAUAUAUUGGCGCUCGAAAAAAUCAAAAAUUAAUUAUUCUGUUGUGGUUAAGAGUAAAUUAAAAUUUCAGAAUCAUUUCAUACCGCUAAAACCGAUGUUUUUUUUUAGUUUAUGGUUAUAUCAAAAAUACAUGUAUUUAAUUUUAGCGUGAACACACUGGUCAGCCUUGAUACCGCUUUUGGAGACAGAAGUUAGAGCGUGUCGAAUAGGCCCAUGAUUUCCACAGUUCGUAUAAAUAAACCUUCCCAACUAACCAAGUACUUCCGACACAAGAUUGUGCCAUCUUACAGAUUUCUUAUUAUAUUGAAUUGUUUUGGUCAAGUUAACGAAUGUCCUAUAAAGGAAUACCUCUGUCUUUAUAUACGUUAUUUAUAUCCAUGAUUAAUUCUUGAUUAAUAUAUUCUAUUAUUGGUUAAAAUCGACAUGGUAUCCAAUUUAAAAGCAGGUUUAGAUUGUGUGAAACUGUCAAAUAACAAAUUUGUUACAAAAUCAACUAUCAUUAGGAUUUUCUUUGAAAAUUAAAAUAGAAAUACAGAUAGAUGCUUUUACUGGAGAAGUUGUGUCAUUUAUGUAAUAGAAAAAUAAAUAUAAAAUUGUUAUAUAAUUAUAUGAUGAAUGGCAAAAUAUAUAUGUAUAUUUUAUUGUAUAGCGGAGUGAGUACUGUUUCAGAUUAUGUAAAUGGAAAAUGUUAUAGACCGAGAUGUGUUAAAAUAAGUUAACUGUUUGUAAAAAGAAGAGAAAAUAUGUAUAACUGAAUAUUUGCUACAAA
Molecule: messenger RNA, 6027 nt
Organism: Cydia pomonella (codling moth)
Lineage: Eukaryota; Metazoa; Arthropoda; Insecta; Lepidoptera; Tortricidae
Gene: Atx-1
Product: ataxin-1-like
Exons: 4
Coding region: 570-1487 (305 amino acids)
Biological process (GO): regulation of DNA-templated transcription
Molecular function (GO): RNA binding; protein binding
Source: RefSeq, a predicted model, not a curated record